This is a messenger RNA of Endocarpon pusillum Z07020, 1164 nucleotides long. RefSeq lists its product as uncharacterized. The transcript is spliced from 3 exons. The coding region runs from base 1 to 1164 and encodes 387 amino acids. The record is from RefSeq and is a predicted model, not a curated record. Lineage: Eukaryota; Fungi; Ascomycota; Eurotiomycetes; Verrucariales; Verrucariaceae.
AUGCCUUUCACUCUCUGCCAUCCGUCACUGUUCUUGAACCCGGCAGCUCAAGAAGAUAAGCAAACAGAUAACAAAAAACUGAUCAGAACCACACCACAUGAACCACUAUCAACGAAUCUGAGAUAUCUUGCUUUGAGUUUUCGAGAGGAAUCCAAGAAGUUGGUGGCAAAGCCACAGAUUACGGAAGAGAAGCAGGAGCAGGAAACAGUGGAAUCAGCCAAAGCGUUGAAGCCAAAGCAUCGAGAUUCCCAUCCACUACACUCCUCGCGUUCUCCGCCUCCUCACAAGGAAAAGCGUCCACUGCACGUUCCGCGUCCGGUCAUGAACCAGGUGGUCUCUCUCCCUAAACUUGAGUCCCCAUCCAAUGGUCCUGCUCGGACCUCUUUUGAUGGACGUCCAUCCUCGCAUGGUGAUGAUUCCCGCCCUCUCCCGAUUCCAGUGAUCUCGCUCACCACACCCAACGAAGGAAACGAGUCAUUGUGCGAGGCCGCACUUCGCCCAUUGAGCUCCAUUCGUGUUGGUCACCCUCUUCCGCCGCCUGGUCGAGCGACUGUGACUGUGCUCGUCACGAACACGGACGAGAACGGCCGCAGCACCAGCACAACAAGCACGAGUGAGACGACUCCCCGUUCACUUUCUACUGAUUGGGUUGCUCGUCCUUUCACCCCCCCACCUCGAAAGCUGAUUGCUAACACGCAGCAUGGAGGUCAGCCAAUGCCCGGCUAUCAUGCUCCAAUGCCGGUGGUUGAUCAGCAGUUCCGUCAGAACAAUCCUCCCACCACCACUGCCCAUCCUUUCAUGCCUGCCCGAGACAAUCGAAGCCCCUUCCUAGGAAACCAGGCACCCACACCCUUCGUCAAUAUGACGCCGAGACACCCCUCUUUCCCCAACAAUCAUGGCCAGAACAGCUUCCAACCCGUUCAACCAGCCUGCGCACAACCUUACCGUCCCCAGGCCUCCCGGAACACUCAACCCUUCGCAGAACAUCCUCCUCCAGCUCGUAUGGUCCCACGUCCUGCUUCCCACUUUCCUCCUUCCAAUCAGGCUCCCCCAAGUCGAGUCCAUACUUCCGAAGCACCUCCAGAUUUCCGAAUGCUCAAUUCCAUUCCCAUACGCUUCAACCCUUACCUUAAGGAUGCCUCGGCUCGGGUCCACUCGACCUAA